Penicilliopsis zonata CBS 506.65 is the source of this 2424-nucleotide messenger RNA. RefSeq lists its product as hypothetical. Bases 1 to 2424 code for a protein of 807 amino acids. The record is from RefSeq and is a predicted model, not a curated record. Lineage: Eukaryota; Fungi; Ascomycota; Eurotiomycetes; Eurotiales; Aspergillaceae. The transcript has 3 exons.
AUGGCGAGUGCAUAUCGCCAUCUCGACCUGGCCAAGGCCAGCGUCUCAUACCUACCCGGUUACAUCGUGCUCUCCUACGUGGUGAGCUUGAUGGGCUGUGCCACCACGCUGGAGCUGCUCCAUCGCCGCACCUCGCGCGCGGGUCUAUACAACUGGUACCUCUUACUCACCUCCUCCAUCACCAUGGGCGGCAUCGGUAUCUGGUGCAUGCAUUUCAUCGGCAACCGCGCCAUCGUCCUUGCCGACGGCGACUCGCACAUCCAGAUCUCCUACAACGUCACUUUCACCGCCGUCUCCUUUGUUCUCCCCGUCUGUGUCGUCUUCGUCGCCUUCUACACCAUCGGCGCCGCCGAGAAGGCCGGUUAUGUACGCAUCCUACUCGGCGGUGUGCUCACCGGCAGCGCCGUCUGCGGCAUGCACUACAUCGGUCAGCUGGGUAUUGCUAACUACAGCUGCGUCUACGUUCCCGGGACUGUCGUCGGUGCCGCCAUCAUCGCCCUCGUCUCCGCAACCACCGCUCUGGGCGUCUUCUUCCGCUGGGAAGCCUCCUGGACCGAUAGCUGGUGGCGUCGCGGUCUCUGUGCCGCCCUGCUCGCCGUCGCUGUAUCCGGUAUGCAUUGGACCGCUACCGUCGGCACCUCCUACCGCAAUCAUGACAAGACGCAUCAGUCUUCCAGCCAAUUGUCAAGAAGUCAGACCGUUAUCAUCUGCGCUGUUCUGUCGUGUGCCUCUUGUCUGUUGCUAUCUGCAUGUGCCAUUAUUGCCGGUGAGAACCGUCGGCGGUCGACAACCCGCGCCCAUCAACUGGUGCUAUCCUGUGUCUUCUUUGAUCCUGCAGGUCGGGUCAUGGUCACCCCGCAGGCGUUGCUACCUAGUCGGAAGAUCGUGGAGCAUUACGUUGGACGGACUUUCAAAGACGACGAUCUGACUCGCACCCAUCCGGCGUUCCUGUGGGCGUUUCGGGCAAGCCGCAAUUGGAAAUUGAUCAAAGAUCUGGUGCCAUUCAUGAAGGGCCGUCUGGAAUCCGAGCAUGCUGUCAUCCAGCGACAUGUUCGGUCUAGAGGCGGCGUAACGGACAAGGAGACGGAGCUGCAGGUCGACUUCGACACCCUCUUCAAACAGCUCUUCUGCGUCACGGCGCAGGAGCUUGCCGACGACCUGCGACAGCCGCUGCAGGACUUGGGGAUUCUGUACGACAACAUCAUGACCACCGUCAAUCCGAUCUCACGCCUCUCGCGGGCCAUGGGCUACACCUCUUCUAGCACGGGCAAAGGCCAACUGGUCUUCACGGUGCGCCAGCUGAACAAGCAGGAGGCUUCCCGGCUCGCAGCUUCGGGCUUCCGGUUCGCGACCAUCGAACAUGUUGCGCCGACGCUGGCGCGCCGACUCCACGUCGCCGCGACAGGAUUGGGCGGGAGUCUGCGCGACAUGCGCGACUACGCAACCUCGAGCCGCAACUUCCAGCAAGGGGUACAUCUGAUCUCGUUCGUAAUGCGGCCGACGGUGAACGAGCACUUCGAACUGUUGACGGCCAAGGGCGUAGGCAACCCCUUGCCGUCGGCCACACUGCCGACCAAGCGCCUGCAGAUGCGCCACAUGGAGCUCCUCUCGCACAUGGACGGCUGGGACAUGGCGAUGUGCAUCAAGUGGCUGCGGUCCGAGGCCGCGGCCAUGCAUUACCCGGACAUCACCGAUUUCCGCGACGAGCUAAUACACGCCGUAUCGGAGCUUUUCAUCUCGCUGCCCCCCCAUCUCAACGCCGCCGCACGCCUGACGGCCCGCCCUUUACUGGCCCCCUGCCGCGGCAGCCGACUGUCGGACGAACAACACUGCGUUCUGCUAGCCUUUUAUGCCGUCGCCCCUCUCGACACCCAGAUCUCCAACCCAGACUACAGCUUCACCCCGUUCCGCCUGUUUCGCCUACAGCAGCAGGUCAACGAUGGCGUCGCCGACCACGACGGCUUCUCCAAGGAACUCGGCCAGGAGCUCUUCUACUCUAACGUCCUCUCCAAUAUGGACCCCCAAGAUAACAAUAACAGCUCGACUCUCAAUCCCCUUGGUCCCGCCGGUCGCCAGCGCUCCUCCGCCUCCUCCCGUCGUUUCCUUCCCUGGCCCGGCCGGAAACGCGGCCUGUCCGCCGUCUCGCAGGAGUCACUGGUCCAGAGCAACAGCAACCCGUUCGGCGACAUCAUGGUCCGCAAGGAAAUCCGCGUCGAUGUCGCCAAGUUCGAAGACUCCGCGGCUGCAGCUGCAGCCUACCCCCCCGUCAAUAAGAAACUUCCGCACGACUCGAAAAUCACCAUCGCCGGAGGAAGCGCCGCGAACAACAGCACUUUCGUCGACGAGUUGUACAAUCUGUGUUUUGCGCCCGGCAUGCGUCUUCGCCCCGACGUGACUUAUCAGAACCAGUUGGACAAUGUAUGA